GCCCCCGGUGCUUGAUUGGCUGUCGCUCCUGUCAGUCUGCCAGGAAACAGCCAACGGCCUCGCGCGACCGGUGCUACAAACCGACAGCCGCCAUGUUGGGUCUGCUGGGUCAGGUUGUGAGCGGCAGAUGACAGAACCUCCGCUUCGGCCGCUCGUCGGACCGGGACCGCAGCUGGGAGCCAUGAGCGGCCCGUCCUCAGCCGGAGCCGGAGGACUCGGAGCCGCGAAAGCAGGCGGGGGGAAGCACGGAGCCGCUUCAGCCGCCGCCGCUGCUGCCGCCGCCGCGGCCGUGGCAGCCGCCGCCGGUGUGGGCUCUGUGGCCGGCUCGGGCUCGGCUGCAUCUUCCGCCGUCUUGUCUCUGCCCGCAGCCGGCCUCCCGGGACAGCCCACGGAGCUCACGGCGCUGUUCGAGUGCCCGGUCUGCUUCGACUACGUGCUGCCGCCCAUCCUGCAGUGCCAGUCGGGUCACCUGGUCUGCAACCCGUGCCGGCAGAAGCUGAGCUGCUGUCCGACCUGCCGCGGCCCGCUCAGCCCGAGCAUCCGGAACCUGGCCAUGGAGAAGGUGGCGUCCACGCUGCCGUUCCCCUGCAAGUACUCGUCCGCCGGAUGCCUGCUGUCUCUGCACCACAGCGAGAAGCCCGACCACGAGGAGGUGUGCGAGUUCCGGCCGUACACGUGUCCGUGUCCGGGCGCCACCUGCAAGUGGCACGGCUCGCUGGAGGCCGUCAUGCCUCACCUGAUGCACGCCCACAAGUCCAUCACCACGCUGCAGGGAGAAGACAUCGUCUUCCUGGCGACGGACAUCAACCUGCCGGGCGCCGUGGACUGGGUCAUGAUGCAGUCGUGCUUCAGCCAUCACUUCAUGCUGGUCCUGGAGAAGCAGGAGAAGUAUGAAGGCCACCAGCAGUUCUUCGCCGUCGUCCUCCUAAUCGGCACGCGCAAGCAGGCCGAGAACUUCGCCUACCGCCUGGAGCUCAACGGCAACCGGCGCCGGCUCACCUGGGAGGCCACGCCGCGCUCCAUCCACGACGGCGUUGCCGCCGCCAUCAUGAACAGCGACUGCCUGGUGUUCGACACCUCCAUCGCUCACCUCUUUGCGGACAGCGGCAACUUGGGCAUCAACGUCACCAUCUCCAUGUGCUGACACGGACGCUGCCCUCUGCCAGUCGAAACGGCGUGCACAGAGAGGGGAAGCACCUGCUCCACCCACGGAGCCGCACAAAGCUCCCCUUUAGGGUCCAGAACGGCACAGAAGGACCGCCUCAGCCCAGCGCCCUGCAGCCUGUAACCAUAGCAACCCAAAAUGAUUAUGCAAGUGAUGCCAGUGCAUCACAGCAGCUCAGGUUCUGGAGGUAAACUCCGCCUCCUCUGAUCUGACAGAUUUCUACGGCUGCAGCACCUGAACUGAAUGUUUCAGCUGAAGCAGAUCUGCUUCUCCUCAGACCCGCUCCAGCCUGAAGAAUCCGUUGGGAGGUUUCUUCCACGCAGGGACAGGUUUUAUGAUUUUUUUUUUUUUUUUUUUUUUUUCCUCGUACUGUUGGAAUAAGUCCAAACUAAAGUCUGUGUGAUCAGACACAAAGUGUGUGUUUCUGCUAACUCGUGAUUCCUUUUUUAUUCUCUUUGCAAAAAACGGUUCUUCUUGUACCUCAAGAUUUAAACGGAGAAGAAGGCGGAGCCUGUGUUGAUGAAAUAUUCAUUCCUUUCAUGUCUGUCUCAAAAACACAAACGUUUCUGUGGAUUUAAUGAACCGAUGUUUGGUAAGUGCAGAUGGAUUGAGCAUCAGCAGGUGGCACUGUUGAUGAGGAACCUGGAGUGAGUCCAGUUUCCUUCAGGCUGAAGGAAACUUCAGCCACAUUUGACUGGAAGCAGCUGGAUGAUCUUUUAAUAAACAUUUCUCACUGUU
Molecule: messenger RNA, 1903 nt
Organism: Oryzias melastigma (Indian medaka)
Lineage: Eukaryota; Metazoa; Chordata; Actinopteri; Beloniformes; Adrianichthyidae
Gene: siah2l
Product: seven in absentia homolog 2 (Drosophila)-like
Exons: 3
Coding region: 128-1144 (338 amino acids)
Biological process (GO): proteasome-mediated ubiquitin-dependent protein catabolic process; multicellular organism development
Cellular component (GO): cytoplasm
Molecular function (GO): ubiquitin protein ligase activity; ubiquitin conjugating enzyme binding; zinc ion binding
Source: RefSeq, a predicted model, not a curated record